AUGCAUCUGUGCUUUACAGAUUAUUCUGACUAUGGAGAUUACUGGAGAGCAAAUUAUGAAGCAGACUAUCCAGAAGAAUACAAAUACAGCCGUGACCAACUGGUUAGAGAUGUGGAGAAGACAUUUGAGCAGAUAAAACCUCUGUACCAGCAGCUGCAUGCCUAUGUGAGGCACCAGCUGGAGCAGGUCUACGGCUCCGAGCUCAUCAGCUCCACAGGAUGCCUGCCUGCUCACUUGCUGGGUGAUAUGUGGGGUAGAUUUUGGACAAAUCUGUAUGCCUUGACUGUUCCCUAUCCAGCCAAACCCAACAUUGAUGUAACUUCUACAAUGGUUCAAAAGCAGUGGGAUGCAAUGAGAAUAUUCAAAGCCGCUGAGGCCUUCUUCACCUCCGUCGGCCUCGACGAAAUGACUGAGGGCUUCUGGAAUAACUCCAUGCUUACAGAGCCGGCAGAUGGCAGGAAGGUUGUCUGCCACCCUACAGCAUGGGAUCUGGGGAAAAACGACUACAGGAUCAAGAUGUGCACCAAAGUGACCAUGGACGACUUCUUGACCGCGCACCAUGAGAUGGGCCACAUUGAGUACGACAUGGCGUACUCUGUGCAGCCCUUCCUGCUAAGAGAUGGUGCCAAUGAGGGCUUCCAUGAAGCAGUGGGUGAAAUUAUGUCACUUUCUGCAGCCACCCCUCAGCACUUGAAAUCUCUUGACCUCCUAGAGCCAACAUUCCAAGAGGAUGAAGAAACAGAAAUCAACUUUCUGCUCAAACAAGCACUAACGAUUGUUGGAACAAUGCCUUUUACUUACAUGCUGGAGAAGUGGAGGUGGAUGGUGUUUAGUCAGGAAUGGAUGAAGUGGUGGUGGGAGAUGAAGAGAGAAAUAGUUGGCGUUGUUGAACCAGUCCUUCAUGAUGAAACCUACUGCGACCCUGCAGUGCUGUUUCAUGUGGCUAACGAUUACUCGUUUAUAAGGUAUUACACCCGGACCAUCUACCAGUUCCAGUUUCAGGAGGCACUUUGCAAAGCAGCUAACCAUACUGGCCCUCUUCACACAUGUGACAUUACCAACUCCAGUGCAGCUGGUCAGAAGCUGAGACAAUUGCUUGAAUUAGGCAGAUCCAAGCCCUGGACUCAGGCACUGGAAAGUGUAACAGGAGAGAAAUACAUGAAUGCAGCACCCUUGCUCCAGUACUUCGAACCUUUAUAUAAUUGGCUGCAAAAAAACAACUCUGGCAGAUACAUUGGUUGGAAAACAGACUGGGCUCCAUAUUCCGACAAUGCCAUCAAAGUGCGCAUCAGCCUGAAGUCAGCACUGGGAGACCAGGCGUAUGAAUGGGAUGAAAGCGAGCUCUUCCUGUUUAAGUCAUCCAUCGCCUAUGCCAUGAGAAAAUACUUCGCAGAGAUGAAGCAACAGGAAGUUAACUUCCAAACUACAGACAUUCAUGUUGGGAAACAGACAAAAAGGAUCUCCUUCUUCCUUACUGUCAGCAUGCCAGGUAAUAUCAGUGAUAUCGUGCCCAAAGCUGAAGUGGAAAAUGCCAUCAGGAUGUCUUGGGGACGAAUCAAUGAUGCUUUCAGACUGGAUGAUAACACGCUGGAGUUUGUGGGCAUACUUCCAACUUUGGCCACACCUUAUGAACCACCUGUCACCACAUGGUUAAUUGUGUUUGGGGUGGUCAUUAGCUUGGUUGUCAUUGGAGUUAUUGUCUUGAUCAUCACUGGUCAUAGAGAUCGCAAAAAGAAACAGAGAGAAAAGAGAGGUGAAGCAGGAUCAAACUGUCAAGAGGUGAACCCUUAUGCUGAAGAAGGAAAAAGCAACAUGGGUUUUGAGCCAUCUGAAGAGACACAAACAUCAUUCUAG
Molecule: messenger RNA, 1854 nt
Organism: Nestor notabilis (Kea)
Lineage: Eukaryota; Metazoa; Chordata; Aves; Psittaciformes; Psittacidae
Gene: ACE2
Product: angiotensin I converting enzyme 2
Biological process (GO): proteolysis
Cellular component (GO): plasma membrane
Molecular function (GO): metallopeptidase activity; peptidyl-dipeptidase activity
Source: RefSeq, a predicted model, not a curated record